AUGCAAACCCGUUCUUCCUUCUCACCCCCUCACCGUUCCCCUUUUCUCCAUCCCAUCCCCCUACCCAUCCCCUUACCCAUCCCCCUACCCAUCCCCCUACCCAUCCCCUACCCAUCCCCUUACCCAUCCCCCUACCCAUCCCCCUACGCAUCCCCCUACCCAUCCCCUUACCCAUCCCCCUACCCAUCCCCUUACCCAUCCCCCUACCCAUCCCCUACCCAUCCCCCUACCCAUCCCCCUACCCAUCCCCUACCCAUCCCCUUACCCAUCCCCCUACCCAUCCCCCUACGCAUCCCCCUACCCAUCCCCUUACCCAUCCCCCUACCCAUCCCCUUACCCAUCCCCCUACCCAUCCCCCUACCCAUCCCCCUACCCAUCCCCUUACCCAUCCCCCUACCCAUCCCCUUGCCCAUCCCCUUACCCAUCCCCCUACCCAUCCCCCUACCCAUCCCCUUACCCAUCCCCCUACCCAUCCCCUUACCCAUCCCCCUAAACCCCAUGCCUCCCCCUGGGUUCCCCAUUACUCCACCCCGCCAACAUGCUGCCAGACGUGUUGAGAGAGCAGCUAGAGGGCAUGCAGCGAGGCGUGUGCUUUGGGUGGUGGUCGGGCGAAUGGGUUUACCAGUCCCUUUCUCAUCGUGCUCUCCUUCCCCUUGCUUUCAUGGCCUGCUUCCCUGCAAUUCCCCACCAGCCAACAUGCUACCAGACGUGCUGAGGGAGCAGCUAGAGGGCAUGGAGCGAGGCGUGUACUUUGGAUGGGCUCGGCUGCCGCAUCUGGAGGGUGAAGGGACAAGAAACAGGGGAGUGGGGGAAGAGGGAGAGGAGGGCGAGGGAGGGCCUCGGGUGUUCAAGAUGGUGCUGAACGUCGGCAGGCGACCCACGUUUGUUGACGGAGAUGACGUCACCGUGGAGGUGCACAUUCUAUCCUCGUUUGAGGAUGAUUUCUAUGGCGAGGAGCUGCAGGUGGUUGUGCUGGGCUACAUCCGCCCAGAAAGAAAAUUCUCCUCACUGGAUGACCUAGUAUCGCAGAUCAAAUCAGACAUUGCAGUUGCCACCGAACAGUUGGAUACAGUGGUGUUUGCACCGUAUGCAAGAGACCCCUUUUUUGUCUAG
Messenger RNA from Closterium sp. Naga37s-1, 1113 nucleotides. NCBI's taxonomy places the organism in Eukaryota, Viridiplantae, Streptophyta, Zygnematophyceae, Desmidiales, Closteriaceae. The record is from the annotation of a GenBank genome assembly.